Messenger RNA from Boleophthalmus pectinirostris (great blue-spotted mudskipper), 2236 nucleotides. It is a transcript of the gene hdac10, whose product is annotated as histone deacetylase 10. The coding region runs from base 70 to 2088 and encodes 672 amino acids. Gene Ontology annotation, molecular function: histone deacetylase activity. The record is from RefSeq and is a predicted model, not a curated record. NCBI's taxonomy places the organism in Eukaryota, Metazoa, Chordata, Actinopteri, Gobiiformes, Gobiidae. Gene Ontology annotation, biological process: chromatin organization. Gene Ontology annotation, cellular component: histone deacetylase complex. The transcript has 20 exons.
GUUUGCUACUCCGGCGCCACUUCUCCAACUUCUGCUGUCUGCUAACCAUAGACCGAGAACUUAGCAAAAAUGAACCUGGAUACAAAGACAGCACUGAUAUACGAUGAGGAGAUGACACAGUACAAGCUGCUCUGGGUUGACCCUGCCUGUAAGAUUGAGGUCCCUGAACGCCUCACAGUGAGUUAUGAAGCUUUGAUGAAAACUGGCCUGGCUGAUCGCUGUGUUUCUGUACCUGUUCGAGAAGCCAUAGAUGAAGAUAUUCUUCUUGUUCACAGUGAGGACUAUCUGGAGGCAGUGAAGCAGACCCCUUAUAUGACUCUUGAGGACUUGCAGGAGUUUACACUGCAAUAUGGGGACGUCUACUUUCACCCAAACAUCUAUCACUGUGCCAAACUGGCCGCAGGAGCCACUCUGCAGCUGGUCGACAGUGUAAUGACCGGGAAGGUGAGGAAUGGCAUGGCUCUGGUCAGACCUCCAGGACAUCACAGCAUGUGUAGUGCUGCCAAUGGUUUCUGUGUGUUCAAUAAUGUAUCAAUAGCUGCAAAAUACGCAAAGCAAAAAUAUGGAAUUAAAAGAAUAUUGAUAGUCGACUGGGAUGUGCACCAUGGUCAAGGUGUGCAGUAUUGCUUUGAGGAAGAUCCCAGUGUGUUGUACUUCUCAUGGCACCGUUAUGAGCAUCAGAAGUUUUGGCCUAACCUCAGGGAGUCUGAUUAUGACACUGUUGGCAAAGCAAUGGGAGCUGGAUUCAAUAUAAACGUGCCAUGGAACAAGGUGGGGUUGGAGAAUAGCGACUACCUGUCUGUCUUCAUACAUAUGCUGUUGCCAGUUGCAUAUGAAUUUUGCCCAGAACUGGUGUUUGUGUGUGCUGGUUUUGACACGGCCAUUGGUGAUCCAGAGGGUGAAAUGUGUGCUACUCCUGAUGUCUUUGCCCAUCUCACUCACCUGUUGAUGAAUCUUGCAAAUGGAAAAGUGUGUGCUGUUUUAGAGGGAGGAUAUAAUUUGAAAUCUCUGCCUCAGUCUGUGUGUGAGACAGUGCAAACUUUACUUGGGGAUCCAUUGCCUCAACCUGCAAACCUCACAGGUCCCUGCAAAAGUGCCCUUGAGUCUCUACACUGCGUUAGGGCCACUCACCGUAAUUACUGGUCUUGCCUCAAGCAUGCAGCUGACCUACCCUCUAAUGAACUAAGCACAAAGCGUGUUAAAUUAGCUGAAGAUGAAAAUCCCGUAGAGAAGAAUGAAGAGGAGAAAGAGGCAAAGGAGAUUGUUUGGCCAGAUCCUCUUAAACGCACCAGUCCUAGUGUUCGAACAGCUGUGGUGGUCCCUGAAGGUAUCACAUGUCCAGAGGGAUGUCAGCUCUUUUGUCCAUCUGAGGAUCCUGACCCCAACCUAAUCAAACAACUACAGGAAAGCUUGGGCAGAGACACAGAUGAUCUGACAACACUCUCCACUCUAAUUGCGCUAAUGGACCAAAUGGAGAAGAACAGGAUCCGCAGUGGCCUGGCUCUAGUCCGCGAUGUUUCCAUGACGAUGAACUGUAUUGUCCAACAUGCUGCAUCAUCGUCCUGCAACCGGAUAUUGAUUGUGUUUCUUGGUGAUGAGGUGGUGAAGAAUAUAACAGAAGAUGGGAAAACGAUGCUUGUGCACCUAAGUAGCAAUAGUUUAGAGUCAGAGAUGACCAAAUAUUACAUUCCAGUGUGCUUGAAAAAGGGCUGCAGUGAUGUGUCCGGACUGAUCCAUGCUGUGCUGAGCCUCCUCUUACCUCUGGGUUAUGAGUUUGACCCUGGUCUGGUUCUGUUGGUGCAGACUCCAGACUGUGGAGUCAGUGAAAACACUUGGCAGCAGCUCACAGGGCUUUUACAGGCUCUGGCACAGGGACACACGCUGGUACUCAUGAAGGAAAGUGACCAGACCAGUGUAGCCCCCACAGUGUCCUCUCUCCUGGGCACUCCGGCUCCAUCUCUGGGUCCUCUCUCUGCUCCUGGAUCAGAUGAUGUGGAGGUUCUGGAAAGACUGAGACUCAAACUGCAGCGUGACUGGAAACUACUACAGACAACAGUUUCAGAAAUAAAGUGUGAUGAUGAUGGAUGACACACUGCCAAAAUUAAUCCAAGAAAAAAAAAAACAUUUCUCCUUUUACACAGGAUUUUUAUUUUAUCAAUGCAAUGGAAAGCUAUUUGUGCUUGAAGUAUUGGUGAAAUUUUGUGACUUUUCAACAAAAUAAAUAGAUAUAUUCACA